Cucurbita pepo subsp. pepo (vegetable marrow) is the source of this 463-nucleotide messenger RNA. Its product is annotated as cypmaclein. NCBI's taxonomy places the organism in Eukaryota, Viridiplantae, Streptophyta, Magnoliopsida, Cucurbitales, Cucurbitaceae. The record is from RefSeq and is a predicted model, not a curated record.
AAGAAGAUGGUGUAGGAAGUGUCCUCAUAACGCUUAGGAAAGCUCCCAUGGCUGCUCGUUUCCUUCUUCUUCUUGGAGUUCUCGCCUUCCUCUGCCUUUCACCGGCAAGCGUUCUUCAUGGUGCGGUGGUCGGCUUUGAUGGAAACCCCGGAGGAGGAGGAGGGACGGUGAGGAGGCCAAACGAGAGGGUGAUGACGAAAAUAGACUGUGGAUGGGAGUGCAAGCGUCGAUGUGGGGCGCAUUCGAGGCCGAACCGGUGCUUGAGGGUGUGCGGGACGUGCUGCUUGCGCUGCAACUGCGUGCCGCCGGGGACUUCAGGUAACCGUGAGAUGUGCGGCACUUGCUACACCGGCAUGACCACGCAUGGCAACAAGACCAAGUGCCCUUAAUUUCCCUCCCCUUUUGGUUUAUUUCAAUGGUAUAAUAAAAAUAAUUAUAUGAAACUACAAGCUCUUAAAUGCAA